GAAGCGAGUAUACGAGUGUGUGAGAAAGUUUUGCUUUGAACCAAAGUGGCUAGAAAUUUAAUUUUAUCGCUGAAUUUUAAGUGCGGUUUGGCGCGUCUAUUAAAGCGCAAUAUUUGGCCAAAACAUUUCAGUUUAGUGAAACGCACGAAACAUUUCGGGUUGCUUGAUUCGUACGCGGCUAAGAGAUAGUGUAAAUAGAAAAAAAAAGUUAUAUUAGCAAUAAAUUUAUAGAGCUCAUAAAAAUGGUUAUCAAAAAUCCAAACAAUAUUUUCGUGCCAGAUUAUUUGAAUGAGGAGUUUUUCGUGGCCGCGCUUGAGGAGGGUUUACGCGAAAUCAAGCUAACGGUUAAUGAAGUGACCUUCGAAUGGGGCAGCAAUCCCGGUGAUAAUUAUUGCUCGCGCAUCUAUCGCGUUUUGGUCUCCUAUGAGCGCCUAGUUGAGGAUGAGGAGCAGCCGGUGCAAGAGCAGCGGUCGCUAAUUGUCAAAACCAUACCGGUCACGAAAGACACACGUUUCCUCGAGGACGUCGGUGUAUUCCUUAAGGAGAAAUUGACCUACUUGGAUGUCUUGCCACGAUUGGAAAUACUUGUUGGUGGUUCGAGAUUCAGUGCCUCCUGUUAUUAUGCAAUCAAAGCACCCACUCGCACCAUUGUGCUUACUGAUUUGAAACCCGAUGGCUUUGCAGUUGCAUCGCGACAGGAACAACUCGAUUGGGAUCAUUCUGAAUUGAUCCUUCAACAAACGGGACGCCUGCAUGCCACUUCAAUGGUUUUGGCCCAGCGAGAUCCCGACAUUACCAAACGAAUUGUCAACGGUAUGCUGUGCAAACAGACUAUCUUAAAGAGUGAUACCUAUCUGAAUAUGUUCGGUGGUACCCUGAAACAUUUGGCCAAUAACGCAGCCGAGUGGCCUGGUUUUGAAAAAAUCGCACAAAAAUUGCACCAUUUCCACGAUAAUUUCAAGUCCAUAUGCGCACACUUGGCAGACCAACGUGAAGGUGAUCGUAUUGUUGUAAUGAACCAUGGUGAUCUCUGGACAACAAAUUUCAUGUACGCCUAUGAUGAUCCCAAGCAACCCGAGAAGCCUACGCGCGCUAUUUUCGUGGACUUCCAACUUAAUUUCUACGGCAGCCCUGGUUGCGAUCUCAACUUCUUCCUGAACACAAGUGUUCGUUUGAAUUUGCUGAAGGAAAGACGAGACGAUCUCAUAAAUGUGUAUUAUAAAACAUUCAAGGAGACACUGGAAUUCUUACAUUACGACAGUAUACCGACUUUGGAAGAUCUUAAGUACGAGUUGCGCUCUCGUGAACUUUAUGGUCUUUUCGGUUUGUUCGGUUUUCUGCCCAUAGUUACCAUGCCAAAAGAAUUAUCUGAAGAUAACAGUAUUGACAAUUUUAUGGAUGAGGAAUUCGCACGUUCAAAAUUCAAAAAAAUAUUUGCACAGGAACGUCUGCAAGCUCAGCUAAAAUAUGGACUGAAGCGCUUGGAUGAUUUGGGUGUGUUGGACGAAUUUUAGUUUCUAUAAAAUAUUUCGUAGAAAAAAAUGCAUGCUGCUGAGGAUGUAAAUAUGUAUAUAUUAAUGUAGAAUAUAGAGAGUUUAGUUAAAAUUUUAGUCGUGACGAAAAUAAAGAAUUGUGUAUGAAAGAUCAA
This is a messenger RNA of Zeugodacus cucurbitae (melon fly), 1648 nucleotides long. RefSeq lists its product as uncharacterized. The record is from RefSeq and is a predicted model, not a curated record. Bases 243 to 1514 code for a protein of 423 amino acids. The transcript is spliced from 4 exons. Lineage: Eukaryota; Metazoa; Arthropoda; Insecta; Diptera; Tephritidae.